CUGCAGCCUUGUUCACCGCAGCUGUUCUCGACAACGUCGCUCACAAUCAUGGCUUUUGUCCUCCGGCGCCCCUUUGCCGUGUCAACGGCCUUCCGCCAAAUCCCCAAGUCCAUCAACAACUCCACAGCCGGAAUUCGCUUCAUUCACAAUGCGCCCAAGCAAUCCGCGAAGGCUUCCUCCACCCCGUUUCUCCCCUCCUCCUUCGCCAAAGCCCGACAGAAUUUCGGAGAUGCUUUCCGCCGCACGUAUAUGCAACAGUCGUACCAGGUACAAGAUCGGGGAAAUCUAACUCAGAAGCUCCUCUACGGUGCCGCCAUCGUAGGCGGGACAAUCGUGGCGACGAAUCUGAUAUUCAACCGAGAAACACGGGAAGAUGGCGGGAUGCCGCAGUAUGAGCGCAGUUAUUUGAACGAUACGUUUAUGCACACGGGUUUGGGGGUGGGUAUUAUUGGUAUUGCGGCACGCGCCCUACAUACAAGUGGAUGGUCGUAUAGGCUCAUGCAAGCCAACCCGUGGGCGGUUAUCGGCUUGAGUCUGGUAGCCAGCAUUGGAACUAUGUACGGCACUUUCUAUACCAGCCCUGAGAACUACGUCCAGAAAUAUGCCCUCUGGGCCGGUUUUAACCUCGCACAAGCCGCCGUGCUCUCCCCAUUAAUGUUCCUCCAGCCCGCCCUUCUUGCCCGCGCUGGCUUAUACACCGUUGGCAUGAUGGGUUCCAUCGCUUUUGUCGGUGCCACCGCCAAACAGGAGAAGUACCUGUAUCUCGGAGCUCCUCUGCUCGCCGGUGUCUGCGUCGUUGCCCUCUCCGGCUUCGCUCCCUUAGUCCUCCCAGCCACGGCCACCCGAACACUCAUGUGGUCUGAGCGCAUCUGGCUGUACGGUGGUCUUGCGGUCUUCGGCGGCUUUACACUCUACGAUAUCCAGAAGAUUCUCUACCAUGCUCGUAUGGCGGAACGCGGACUUGUAAAGAGGGAUGUGGUCAACGAGAGCAUCAGUCUCGAAUUGGAUUUCUUGAACAUCUUCAUUCGGAUGGUUCAGAUUUUGGGAAUGAGAGGAAAUAACAACCGGAGAUAAGGGACUUAACGCCGAAUUUUGAAAAACGAUAAAUACGUGUAUUUAUUACGGAGCAUUUAUUUGGGAUGAGUCAUUUCAAUGGGGAGGCUUCCCUCGGGCUGGACAAACUCAUUCGGUCUGAGCGGGGAACGUCCAAUGGUUAAUUUGUAUCUGAAGCCAUUUCUGAUUUCCGGGGCUCCCAGCGAUUGUUGUUUGUGCCCUUCUGCCUUUUCGACUUUGUUCGUUUGGUGGCGCAGUUUUUAUAGACAUGUUUUAAUACCUGGCCAGCUUCGAGGAAUUGGCCUUAAAGACGAGGAAUUAAACCAAUCUCCGCUCAGUCC
Coccidioides posadasii C735 delta SOWgp is the source of this 1394-nucleotide messenger RNA. RefSeq lists its product as uncharacterized. Gene Ontology annotation, cellular component: mitochondrial inner membrane. The record is from RefSeq and is a predicted model, not a curated record. NCBI's taxonomy places the organism in Eukaryota, Fungi, Ascomycota, Eurotiomycetes, Onygenales, Onygenaceae.